GUCAGCAGCAGCAUGCGUAAACGCCGGGAAGAAAUGGCCGCGGCCAUCUGGGCCAUUCUAGAGGAGCGCCAGCGUGUCAUCACCUUCUCCUAUUCGCGUGUACUGGAGCAGCUGCGCGCCCAGUCUGAGCGCAUGAUCGCGGCGGAGGCCUUCGAGGACGGUCUCAACGUCCUGCGCAAUUCCAACAAGAUUGAAUGGGCCGGAAACACCAUCCGAAAACGCUAG
This is a messenger RNA of Dibothriocephalus latus, 225 nucleotides long. Lineage: Eukaryota; Metazoa; Platyhelminthes; Cestoda; Diphyllobothriidea; Diphyllobothriidae. The record is from the annotation of a GenBank genome assembly.